AGCCCAGAAGAAAAAAAGUAAUCCCGAGCCCAGCCUCAGAAAAAACAAAAAGACGGACGGCCUCGGGCAGCGCUCCCCGCCCGCCGCCACCGCCACCGCCGCCGGAGCGUCCCACGUCGGCGAUCGUCGCCUCUUCCUCAGCUAGCCUCCGCCGCCGUGGCCGUCGCUCCGUUUUCCUCCACGCGGCUGUCAGGCUCCGGCCCAACUAGGUCCCCUACUAGUGGAGUUAGGUCCAGCGCCACAUUGCCGCCGAGCCGAGCCAAGUAGGCCGCCGCCGCCGCACCUUGCCGACUCCGCUGCCGCUGCUGCGCUACAACCAGCGCCGAUAUCCUCGCUCCCCCACAAAGCGGACGGUGACCACGAGGGAGGGAGGGAGAGAGAGCGGCGGAGAAGCCGAAGCCGAAGCGAAGACGAUGCAGUGGUACCUGGUGGCCGCGCUCCUCACCGUCCUCACAAGCUCGCAGGGUAUCUUGACUACACUCUCACAGAGCAAUGGCAAAUAUAAGUAUGACUAUGCAACAAUUCCAUUUCUUGCAGAACUUUUCAAGCUGUCUGUCUCAAGCUUCUUCCUUUGGAAGGAAUCCCAGUCUUCAUCGCCACCAAGGAUGACAAAAGAGUGGAGGAGUAUAAGACUAUACCUUGUUCCUUCGGUCAUAUAUCUCAUCCACAACAACGUGCAAUUUGCUACCUUGACCUAUGUUGAUCCAUCUACCUAUCAGAUAAUGGGAAACCUGAAAAUUGUCACAACUGGAAUUUUGUUCAGGCUUGUCUUAAAGCGGAAGUUGUCAAAUCUACAAUGGAUGGCAGUAGUUUUACUUGCUGUUGGAACAACUACAAGUCAGGUUAAAGGAUGUGGCGAUGCUCCAUGUGAUUCUCUUUUUUCAGCCCCAUUGCAGGGUUACAUGCUUGGGAUACUUUCUGCUUGCCUUUCUGCAUUAGCUGGUGUCUACACUGAAUAUUUGAUGAAGAAGAACAAUGAUAGUCUGUACUGGCAAAAUGUGCAAUUAUAUACGUUUGGUGUUAUAUUCAACAUGGGAUGGCUUAUUUAUGGUGACUUCAAAGCUGGAUUUGAGAGGGGUCCAUGGUGGCAGCGUCUGUUUAAUGGCUAUUCUAUCACAACAUGGAUGGUUGUGUUCAAUUUAGGGUCUACUGGCCUGCUAGUCUCAUGGUUGAUGAAGUAUUCCGACAAUAUAGUCAAGGUGUACUCAACUUCAAUGGCGAUGCUUUUAACAAUGGUAUUGUCAAUAUAUCUUUUCAAUGUGAGAGCUACACUUCAGCUUUUCCUAGGCAUUGUCAUCUGCAUAAUCUCUCUGCAGAUGUAUUUUAUGCCAGUGAACAUGCUUGUUGAAUUACCACAAACAUUGCCUGUUACUUCAAAGUAGGUACAUGCCACUGAAGUUUAACCUGUUGAUCAGUGUGGAAAGAGCAAAUAGUUGGUUAUAUACAGCUCAGAUUUAGUGAGUAAUCCCAUGGAAAUUUGAGGCUGCAAUCUCAACAGCAUAUGUGUACAGAGUCAUGUUUCAGAUUACGUGAAAAAAGGGUGGAGUGAACAUGGAAUAUCAGUAGACAAAAGGUUUACUGCUAUUCUUUGCUAAAUUUUUGGCAAAGAAGUGAAGCUGAUUGCUUUAGAAAAGGAAAUUUGAAAUAUGUACACAUUCUUUAGUUAGUGCUUAAUGGUUUAUUCACCUUGUAUCAAAAUUUGACAUUCAGUAGAUGCAAAACUGGUGAGUGAAGAUGAAAUAUCAAAUCUUUGCAGAUAAUGUAUGUAUUUUUCUAGCAGAAUUGCAGCAUUCAAUUUUUUUAUCACUUUUAUGCUUCAGGUAGGAUUCAAAACUUCUACAUUAUCUCUUAU
Oryza brachyantha (malo sina) is the source of this 1852-nucleotide messenger RNA. RefSeq names its product CMP-sialic acid transporter 1. The coding region runs from base 414 to 1382 and encodes 322 amino acids. Lineage: Eukaryota; Viridiplantae; Streptophyta; Magnoliopsida; Poales; Poaceae. Gene Ontology annotation, cellular component: Golgi membrane. The transcript is spliced from 8 exons. Gene Ontology annotation, biological process: pyrimidine nucleotide-sugar transmembrane transport. Gene Ontology annotation, molecular function: pyrimidine nucleotide-sugar transmembrane transporter activity. The record is from RefSeq and is a predicted model, not a curated record.